This is a messenger RNA of Bufo gargarizans (Asiatic toad), 4462 nucleotides long. It is a transcript of the gene CPNE2, whose product is annotated as copine 2. The record is from RefSeq and is a predicted model, not a curated record. Gene Ontology annotation, cellular component: plasma membrane. NCBI's taxonomy places the organism in Eukaryota, Metazoa, Chordata, Amphibia, Anura, Bufonidae. The transcript has 16 exons. Gene Ontology annotation, molecular function: calcium-dependent phospholipid binding. Bases 321 to 1955 code for a protein of 544 amino acids. Gene Ontology annotation, biological process: cellular response to calcium ion.
CUGAGAGCAGAGGAGUCACAGAGAGCCGCGGACUCAGCGGAGGAAGGAGACGCUGCAAAGUGCGAGCAACAUGACCCGGAGCUGAGGACUCUGCGGGAGCCGCCGAGGAGAUGUCCCCCGGAGCCACCGCUGUGUCCGGCCCCUGAGCACACCGUGGGGGCCCUGCACAGAGGACGCGGAGCAGUGACCGCACAGCGUUACCGGGCAUCGCUGCCCCGCACACCGCCGCCUGUCCCCUCACAUGGAGAAGUGCUGAGCCGCGCACAAGUCUCCGGAAGUGCAGCCCGAGUCUGAACUAUUGUCGCGCUUUGUUGCCACCCAUGGCGUACACGUACAGCUCCUCGUCUGCCGCCCCGGUCGGAUCCCAGUACUGCGUGUGCAGAGUGGAACUGUCUGUUUCCUGUCAAAACCUCCUCGAUCGGGACGUAGCCUCUAAAUCUGACCCCUUUUGCGUCUUACUCUUGGAAGUAAAUGAAAAAUGGACUGAGAUCGACAGAACGGAGACAAAUGUCAACAAUCUGAACCCCGUGUUUGCAAAGAAGUUUACCAUCAACUAUCACUUUGAAGAAGUGCAGAAGUUAAAGUUUGCCAUUUUUGAUCAAGACAAGUCAAGCACGCAGCUCUACGAGCAUGACUUCCUGGGGGAGUACGUGUGCACCCUCGGAUCGAUUGUUUCCAGCAAGAAGGUAACGCGACCCUUGGUUUUAGGGAACGGGAAGCCAGCGGGGAAGGGAGUUAUAACGGUCAUUGCUGAAGAGCUGUCUGAUAACAGGGUGAUAACACUUUCCAUGGCCGGGAGGAAGCUGGAUAAAAAGGAUUUUUUCGGCAAGUCAGAUCCAUUUUUAGAAUUCUACAAACAAGGAGAUGAUGGGAAAUGGAUGCUGGUUCAUAGGACGGAGGUUAUAAAAUAUACUCUGGACCCUGUGUGGAAGCCUUUUACUGUGCCCUUACAGUCUAUGUGUAAUGGAGACAUCGAGAAGCCAAUAAAGGUUAUAUGCUAUGAUUAUGACAAUGAUGGAGGACAUGACUUUAUUGGGGAAUUUCAGACUACCGCAAUCAAGAUGUGCGAGUCUCGAGAGGGAAUGUCUGUGGAAUUCGACUGCAUUAACCCAAAGAAACAAAAGAAGAAGAGAAGCUACAAAAACUCUGGAGUAAUCAUCAUUAAAUCUUGUAAAAUUACAAGAGACUUUUCCUUCCUUGAUUACAUACUGGGAGGAUGCCAGUUGAUGUUUACAGUUGGAAUUGACUUUACAGCAUCGAAUGGAAAUCCCAGAGAGGCCUCCUCUCUGCACUAUAUCAACCCUAUGGGCACGAACGAAUACCUUUCUGCAUUAUGGUCUGUCGGACAAAUCAUUCAGGAUUAUGAUUCUGAUAAGCUGUUCCCUGCCCUGGGGUUUGGCGCACAGCUGCCUCCAGACUGGAAGGUGUCGCAUGAAUUUGCUAUCAAUUUCAAUCCUACCAGCCCUUUCUGCUCUGGAGUGGAAGGCAUUAUUGAGGCCUACUCUGCCUGUCUCCCUCACAUACGCUUCUAUGGACCCACCAAUUUUUCUCCGAUCAUUAAUCAUGUUGCACGAUUUGCAGCUCAAGCAACUCAGCAGCAGUCAGCAGGGCAAUACUUUAUCCUCCUAAUUAUAACGGAUGGCGUCAUUAGCGACAUGGAUGAAACAAGGCAUGCUAUUGUACAAGCAUCUAAGCUGGCCAUGUCCAUUAUAAUCAUCGGGGUAGGAAACGCAGACUUUUCAGCCAUGGAAUUCCUUGAUGGAGACAACAGAAUGCUCAGAUCCUAUACAGGAGAGGAGGCGUCGAGGGACAUUGUGCAGUUUGUGCCAUUCAGGGAGUUUCGUAAUGCCCCUAAAGAAACUCUGGCCAAAGCCGUUCUUGCUGAACUUCCACAACAAGUGGUAGAUUACUUCAAGAGCCACAAUCUCCCACCCAUCAAGGCCGAGGACGUAUAACCAGCCACAUUACAUCCCACGUGCCAUGACACCUGUCGACAAUCCUUGUGUAAAACCAGCAAUCUUGAGGUGUAUGACAAUUCUGAUGGCAACACCGACGUCCGUUUCUGUAUUCAAGCCAUUGUUUUUUCCUAAGGCCAGAGACCGUGCUAAGAUCUGGUUCUGGGUUGCUGCCAUCAUGUUCUGGUUAUCAUGGAGAUAUCUGUUGAAGUAUAUAGCAUGUCUCCUGUCAGACAAGACUUACAAUACUGCACUUGUUUGGAGAUGAAGGCAGAAGAAGCGAAGAUGACUUGAUGCUGACAUCUGGAGUUUGAGUGGAGUCAUAGAUUACAGUAUGUUACUGUUGAACCAGUAUUCUGCAUCCCAUGGCUCUCCAGGUGCUGUGACACCACAACUUCCAGCAUGCCCUCACAUCUUCUAUAGGUAGAAAGCCAUGGGUUACUGACUACUGACAUUGGUGCAGCAACCAGAAAGACCAACAGAUCUGUAGUCCAUGUUAUCUGCAAAGAGCAACAAUCUACGUGGUCCAAUCUUUGAGUUUGGCAUUGUUAAGGUAAAAUGGCAGCAACAUAUACAGAGGGGGACAUAGUGAAAUACCACCAUACUUGAUUUAUCUUUAGUCCUAUGUUCUAUCUCCUACUUUUACUAGAGAAAGUAAAGUCGCGUGCUUACGGACCGGUGAGCGAUUAUACCAAGCACUGAAGGCAUCUAUCACCAGCUGCCGGAUCAUAUACAGUACAAUCACAACAUUGUAAGGAUAGGCCUGCACAGGACAUGAAACAGUCCUGCAAAUCAUGCUGCAAACUUGCAGUGAAUCCACAGAAAAAUCUGCAUGUGUAAUGCGGAUUUCAUCCCGCUACAUUCAGAAGGGUGACAUUUUGGGCUAAUUUCUGUCCUGUGUGGACUAAACCUACCUACACCCAGGGCAGAUUUACGGUAUAUGCAGAAAAUCUGCACAAAAUGAGCCUCAAACUGCGCACUAUUUAUCGUGGUAUUUGUGCGUUUUUCAUAUGCAUUUUGUUUGUUAGCAAUCCCAUUUGAAGUCUAUGAGGAAAACCGCUCUACAGCAGGUAAAGAAUCACACAAACAAUUGAAACGCUGUGGAUUUUAAAAUUACUCGUGUAUAAAAUAUGCACCGUGUGCGUGCGAUUUGCCAAUUCUCAUGCACUUUGUUUUUUCUGCACACAUAAAAACCCAAUACUGUAAGAUGCACAGUAGGUUAAGGCAGUAAGUUUGGAGAUGCAAUCUCACUUGUGACUGUCACAGAAUUUGGGUUCAUACCUCCAAGUCGUCUAUCAGAUGAAAAUCUGCAGUGGAUGGAACUUUCACCACAAUAAAGAACAUGGCCUCCUAAUGGCUGCAUCGGGGGCCGGUUCUGCCAGUGUUUGUUGUGUAGGAUUAGAUUAACACAGCGGCCAUGAUGUUAAUCUCACAUGUAGUCAUCAACCUCCUAUCACAUCUACGAGAUAAAACACUGGAGCAGCUCAUCACAUGGAUCUGAUGAAGAUGCCUCGUGCAGGGCGAUGAGUGGUGUGAAGUCCACAGAAGUGUCUCCCUACCUAGUGAUACCCCCAUGGAGGGGUAAGAGACUAGAUCAUCCUUACCACGUGGGCCUUUGACACAGUGCAGAUGAAAUGGAUGUACAAAUGUGUUUCUUCAGUUAGGACUCAUGCACACGACCGUAUGUAUUCUGUGUUACCCAAAAAUACGGAUGAUGUCCGUGUGCAUUCCGUAUUUUGCUGAACGGAACAGCUGUCCCCUAAUAGAACAGUGCUAUCUGUGUCCAUAAUACGAACAAUAAUAUGACAAUAAUAAAAAAUAAAAAAAAGGAAUGGACACGAAAGAAAAUACGUUCGUGUGCAUGAGCCCUAAAGGGUAUGUUCCCUGUAAACUAGUAUUAUUUAUACAGCUACCAUGCACACCUAUGCAUCUCCAUGGUUACAGACUACAAACAAACUGCGUAGUCUGAACCUGCAGUCACAUGGUACUGGUUUCAGGUGGCAGAUGCAAGUGAGUAAAUGUGCCCAUAUCCGUCGGCGGAGCACUUGUACAGCCAACUUGUCUCGACUUCCUCCCUCGUGCACAUAUGGACUCGGAUUUGCAAGCGCCAUCUCCAGAGGUCCCAUAGAGAGACUGAAAAGAGUAGCAGUUACCCCAUUCAUUUUGAAGGUAUAGGACCCUUUUUCUUGUGAUGGAUGGGGGUCACAGCAAUUAGACCCUCGCUGAUCUAAUAGUUACCCCUUAGGGCUCGUUCACACGAACGUGUGCUGCCCGUUGGCGUAUUGCCGGACCGCAUUUACACUACGGAGUGCUUCCUGGGGUUCUGUUCCGUGCCUCCGCACAGCAAAAAGAUAGGACAUGCUCUCUAUCUUUUUGCGGAACGGAGGGAUCACAGACCUAUUCAAGUGAAUGGGUCCACGAUCCCCAUGCGGCUGGGCCACGGUCAGUGCCCGUGCAUUGCGGACCACAGCACAGGCUUCACACAGUCAUGUGAACGAAGAGCUCUU